AUACAUAUAUCGUCUUGCCGGUCCAGUACAAAAUUGCACAUCUAUUUUCCGAUGGUGUGACCGUGCGAAUAGUGUUCUGAUGAAUCAAACUAUAUACGCGGUAUAUAGGAAGAAGAAGGCCGCGUCGAUGCCGACAGAGAGAAACGAGUGCUCGCGUGGUCCACGGCAGCCAAUCGCGUCCUCGGAUUGUGGUCCGACUCGGGCGAGUGGUGGGGGAAACGACCAGCUGGCAGCGCGGAGCGGCGCGGUACCGCCGCUUUCGUGCCGUUCUGCCGUUGUCAUUGCCUAGCUGCGUGAUCCGUCUCGCUCUCGACCGGUGUCCGUAGUGUGUUUUCUGUGUAUCGCGAUAUCGCCCAUCCCUCAUUCCACUCGCCCGCGCUUAUUAAUGCGUUAAUACACGUGGCGUGCGAUAAGGUUCCGUGAUCGCGACGGUCGGAGUUCGUCUGAUGCAAGAGAGAAGGGAAUAAGGAGCGACACCAGAGAAAGAGAGAGAGAGAGAGAGAGGGAGAGAGAUACGCGCCGCUGCAAUCCUUGCCAGUUUCCGCUCCGCGAUGCUCUGUAUAAGCGUGCUCCACCCCGCUCUUCUUAAAUUUGUCGUCUUAAUUUUGUCGUAACGCAUCGUACGAUAUCGCAUCGUUUAUCAGUCUUGCAUUUCGCAGCGUGCAUCUCUCGCGCGAAGAUAUAAGGAGCGGCGAACCGAAGGAGCAUCAUCUCUCUUGGUCUUACGAUCUAUCGUCUCUUUUCUCAGCGUUUUCCUUUCUUCUCUCGGUGAGAGCAUUCGCUAGGUGCGCGUGCACUCGUGAGUACAUCGUCAACGAUCAAGACAAAACUGUCAGAAUGAAUUACGGGGAUAUGUCGAACGUUGAUCCUUCCAGAAAUCUUCGAAGGAUUGCCCGGCACGACGAGCCGGAGUUUAGCAAUGCCAGUAUUUUGAAUAGCAUGGAGAAAUUCGUGCGCACCGUCAGCGAGAUGGAGGAUACCAUCUUGGUGCCCAGCCGUCUGCUGGAUCUAGCGGUGGGCGAUGCAGGUGACACGAUUUGCAUGAAAGGCAAGCGCGGUUACACGGUGAAGGACACUCUGGCCAACACUGAUCUAUAUCGUCUCUACAAUAUCAUCAAUCAAAUGAAGAUCGAGCUACUGUGGUCGCAGGAGCCCACGCGGGGCAUCGAGGCGGAUGAUCAGCUAAUCAAAAGCCAUCCGAUCGGUAGCCCGUCCGCUGAACUAAAUCAUUAUCCAGUGGCUGUGACCGGUACCAGACUGGGUCACGUACGUUGCCCCAGCACUACCUCGAUGCAGAGCGUGCAGAGCGCGUCCUCGAUCGCGUCCACCUCGGAUUCAGAUUCUGAGGUUGGCAUUGAGAUCGAUAGCGGGCUGGAGGGCGAGGAAUGUGCUGAUCUAGCGAGCAUUGCCGCUCAGGACUUUAAGCGUCAUCUGCGCGGUCUUCAUCGUAGCAUUGCCCGUAUGACAGAGGCGGCGGAAUAUUUGACGCUACGAUAUCAGGCCGACGUGGGCGGACAAGUCUGAUUCGCCGUCAUUUGUGCGUCAAUCGUCAUCGCGUCAAUUGGUAUUAUGAGCAGAUACCGUCUCAUCUUCGCAUUAUCGUCGUCAACUUUGUGGAAACUUCCACAGAUUUUGAUUUUAUAGAACCAUGAUUUUAUAGAAAUUGGCGAAGUCUAAAGAAGCCAAUUAUGCAACUCCCCCGAAUUUUUCCCGCCAUUGAGAUAUUGGAAUAUUGAUUCAUUAUUUUAUUAUGUAACUCAUUGCGGGUAAAGUAUGCUGGUCAUGUGCUGAGAUGGAAAUAAGUUAUAUGUUCCAAUAAUGUAAAUUAAGACAAUAAAUCUUCACUCAUUAUGUAGAAUUGAGCGCAAAUAAGUUAUCAUUUUCCAAACAAAAUUGAUACCACGAGAUAAGAUAUUUAUCAUUCUUAUGGCGUUGUGAAGAGACAACGUUUAGUUCUGUUCUGCUUUUAAUAACGAUUUUCACGCGACAGAGAAACCAAUUGAAUAAAAUUAGAAUAACAUAAAGAUCUCAGGCGAAUAUAAUUAUGUAUAGCUAUAUAAGCCAUUCUUUCUUUAUUCUGCCGCACAUGGAGCAUACUGCAAUUUUAAACACAGGGUUAGAUGUAUACUAGAAGGUAUACAUUAGAAAAGGUAACAAAAGUGAAUAUAAAACAAAAAUAUCACAUAUAAAACACUAAAAAAGACGCGCAAUUAUUUAAUUUAAAUUAAAAUCACACUUACUCUGCAUCACAUUUUAAAUUGCAUUUUUUCGUAGAAUUUUCUUUCGGUGGAGCAUAGAUAUUGAGAAUAAUUUUAUAUUUUAUGCUUUCCUUUUUUUUGUAUUAAAAAAAGUAAUAUUAAUUUAACUCGAUUGAUUUAUUUCUUUUACAAAAUAAAAAAAUAGUUUAUAAAAAAUAUAUCAAUUUUCUAUUGAAUGAAAACAAUUAAUAUCAUACAAAAUAGCUAGAAUAUGUUAUAUUAAUUAAUAGCACAUUCUACACAUUACAAAUUUAAAAGAUAAUUUCUAAAAUUGAUAUUGAUAAAAUUGAUUAUUGCUUUAAUGGACAAUUUAAUGUUAUAUGUUUAUCAUAAUUUUCUAUUGAUUUGGAAAUUAGUGUACACAAACAAGCAUUAAAUAAGCUUUAAGGAUAUCUUGAUACGCAAUCGAAGAUAUAUAAAAUAUAAAAAUAUCGUUAUAAAUUUGGACACUUUUAAGAGCUACUUGUAAAUUGCCAAAAACGUUGAAACACCAAAAGGUGAUAUAUAUCAUUAUUAGGUGUUAUUCUAUGGAAAAAAGACCCGAAAUUUAUUGUAAUAUAAGUCAUGAUCAAUGGUCUAUACGCGAAUUACCGAAUUACCUCUCAAUUACUGUAAAUACUACUUCGAAAGAGAACAAAUGCAUUUUGAAAAUUGCAGCUAAGAUUGUACAAACUAUGAAUCUUAUAAUCUGCACGUAAUUGGAAGUUGUUAUAUCAGAGACAUCAGAUAUUCCUUUUUCCUUACCGUCUUUUGUUUAGAUUUUCUUUCUUUUUCUUUUCUGAGUGAAUUGUCGAUAUUAUUGAAUUGUCUGAUAUCGCGGCGAUCGACAUUAACUUGUAAAUAUAUACGUAGUGAAAUAUAAUUAUUUAUUUAUACGAUUGUAAAGUUAAUAAAACUGUUUAAUUUAAGUUGCAAAUUGUGAAGGUAACUAAAUAAUUAAAUAUUCGAUAAGAGUUGUAAGAAAAAUACUGAGAUCGACACAUGUUUCGAAGCCGAAAAAAUUCGGGCUCUUGGAAACACAUAAUUUUAAAAUAUAUAUAGAGCCGGUAUAUAAGUGCUUUCUUAACGCGUCGAUAUCCAAAUAUAAUUUUCAUCUGUACAAUUUUAGAUUGUGUGUGUGUGUGUGUGUGUAUAUAAUCGGAUUUAUAUACAUAAUAUCUGUAAAACUAAAAGUUUCUUAAUGAAUAUCAUAGGAAACGGCAAAGAAAAAAUGAAAAAAUGUAGCAGAAAAAUAUUAUAAUAAUAUUCAUUUUUCUAUGAAAGAAAAAUUAUUUGUCGAACUCUAUUACACAAUGGCACAUACACACAUAAUAUAUAAUUCUGAAUAAAUUAUAUAAUUCUUAAGGUACAUUUUUCUAUGUUUUGAUAUUACUAUAUUUUAUUUCACAUUCUUGAUUUAUAUUGAAAAUCUCUACUUAAACUAAAAUGGCGCAAGGAGUAUCACUUUUAUUUGUUCUUUUUGUAUAUAUUUUAUGUACAUAUACAUAAGAAUAUGUAGAAAAGGAUAUAAAUUAUAGUUAUAAUAGGUACGGUGCCAUAUCUAAAAUUUACAUUUUGUUGCAUUUGUAAUCCGUGCAACAUUAUGGAAAUCUUAAACGUCCAAUAGAAAUAAUCUUGGCUAGAUGAUUAACUUGAACCAGUGCACAUUGCGCCAUACAUGAUUUAAAAUUUUCCGAGUCAAUGAAUUGCUUUGUCGAAUAAAAGAGAACCAUUUCAAGACAAGCUUUUGAAAUUGAAAUUGAAAUUUUUCAUGAUUGUGCAAUUGACUAGCUGCACAUAAGUGAUUUAUUUAUUAUGAUUUUAUAUUCAUUCCAUGUAUUGCGAUUUGUAUACUUUUAAGAUACUGUACCUAGAUCAAGGAUUCUCAAACAAUCAUACAUAUCGUUAUUAUAUAUAUGCUAUUUAAGUAAGCCUAUAUGCUUAUAUUAAAGAAAUUAAAGAAUAAAAAAACGAUCCUAUGUAGAAUCUUCUUUUGCAUUUAAUAGCAAGAGAGUAAUAUAUUGAAUAUGUAUUAACUUGCAUAAAAUAUUAAUGCUUGAGAAUCCUUGAACUUGUGUAAAUUAUGAUUACUGAUGUGAUCGCAAUAUCAAUACGUGUGUCGUAAUAAUGUAAUCAUUAGAAUACAAAUGCUAUAUUGUGGUAAUGAUCCACUUGCAUGACGUAAUUAUUAUUAAAAAAUUGGCAACAUUAAUUAAAUAUUUCUAAAUAAAGAAUAGUUGAUACUUGGUAAAAUUACAUAAAAAUAAUGUACAUGAAUUCGGAAUAUAAUCAAAUUGAUUUUUACUAUUGUACCGCUUUGCAAAAUAAAGUGUAGUUACUACUACUCACUUACUACUCAUUGAUCCUAAGCAAUGCAUGUAGAAAACCACUUUUUGAUUUAUUUAAUAUUAUUGCGGAAUUUUAUUUUUUUUUUUUUUGUAAUUUCACUUAUAUUAUAAGACAUAAUAUGUAAUAUUCUAAAAGAAAUUUUUUACAUUAUUAAAUUUAUUUAAUAUGAAUGGAUAAUUUUUAUAGGAGAAUCAAAUCUGCUUAUUUUGAAAUCGUUGAGAUCGAUUUUUCUCAUCUAUUCUAGAUCUUCAAUUUCCAUUCAUGAAAGUUGGAAAAGAUAAAAUAUGUGUGUAAAUUCGCAUAGUCACGUACUAAACACAGGAAAGAAUAGGAGAGAAAAAGAAGAAAAAUUCAGUUUACAGAGGGAGAGCUUCUAUUCCAGAAUAGAGAGAUUCGAUUAUAUUAAAAAUAUCACAUAUACAUAUAUAUUUCGCGCUUUCUUCAUGCACUGAUGAAACGAUUAGAAAAAUUGAUCAAAUAAGGUAUAAUUUUAUCAAAUAACGUUUAAUUAUUUUUACUUAUAUUAAAAUAUAUACAUUUAUCAUUUAAAUAUCUUCUACUUUUAUUCAAUGUUCAUAUUUGUAUUAGAAUUAGAUGGUACGAAAUAUACCUUAACUUUAUAUUAUUAUAGGUAUAAUAAUGUUGCUAGAAAUGCUCAAUUUUAAUGAAACAUACAUUAUAAUCUAAAUAGAGAAUACAGACUCUGAGAUAUAUAGUAUUAAACACCCCGGUUGUGUGUAAUUUGAAUCUUCGAGAUACUUGCAAAACAUAUGCGCACUUAUAUAAUCUUAUAUCUAUAAAAAAAUAAAUUAAUUAUUUCCACGUCA
Molecule: messenger RNA, 5413 nt
Organism: Cataglyphis hispanica
Lineage: Eukaryota; Metazoa; Arthropoda; Insecta; Hymenoptera; Formicidae
Exons: 2
Coding region: 838-1524 (228 amino acids)
Biological process (GO): regulation of lipid biosynthetic process
Cellular component (GO): cytosol
Source: RefSeq, a predicted model, not a curated record